Molecule: messenger RNA, 906 nt
Organism: Plasmodium inui San Antonio 1
Lineage: Eukaryota; Apicomplexa; Aconoidasida; Haemosporida; Plasmodiidae
Exons: 1
Coding region: 1-906 (301 amino acids)
Biological process (GO): alpha-ketoglutarate transport; mitochondrial citrate transmembrane transport
Cellular component (GO): mitochondrion
Molecular function (GO): tricarboxylate secondary active transmembrane transporter activity
Source: RefSeq, a predicted model, not a curated record
AUGAGCAGAGAGUUGAUGAACGGGUCCAUCCUACACUGCCUGGAAACGGCGAGCCUAGGGAUGCCCCUGGAGGUGUGGAAGACGAGGAUGUGCGUGUACAGGAACGAAAACACCAUCAGAUCUUUUGCCAACAUUUACAAUAAAGGGAUUGGGCAGUUCUACGCCGGUUUUUACGCGAAGCUAGUAGAGAGCUCCUCCAAAGGAGCCGUCCUGUUAAUAUCAAAAGAACACAUGAUUAAAUUUUGUAAUGAUUUGAAUAUGAACAAAACGACAAAUGGCUUUAUCGGUGGAGCUACUGGAGGCAUUUGUCAAUCCUUCGUGAUGACUCCGUGUACCUUUUUUAUAACUGCCAGCAUUGACAAGAAGAUUAAUUAUAGGGAAAAAGUUGUGGAUAUUUUUAAAAACAAAGGAUUUACCACCCUGUAUAAGGGAAACAGUGCCAUGUGCUUGCGACAGGGGACGAAUUGGGCCAGCCGGCAGGGCAUAACUGAGUGGAUCCGCAACUUAUUUAUCGAGCGGAAGAGGAAGGGACAGGCAGGCUUGAAAAAUGAACUUACGGAUGAGCGGAGUCAAGUUUAUCGGUCCACCCCGACGAAGGACACCAAUCACUCGUUAGACAAACCGGGAGGUACUACCCACGAUUUAUCCCCCACGGAAGAGCUCCUCUGUGGUGUCCUCGGAGGAGCCCUGUCGGUCUGGAACAACCCAUUCGACGUGAUUCGAGUGUACAUGCAGAAUAGCGCGAAUAAGAACAUCAAGCUGACGUUCUUUCAGUCAUUUGUUAAUCUUUACCGGGAGGGAGGGAUCCUGUACCUUUACAAAGGGGUCAUCCCCCGAUGCUUCCUGUGCAUCUGGCAGACCCUAUUUAUGGUCACGGGGGUUAAAAUUCUGAACAAAUAUUGUUAG